AUGAGUGAAGAUUUAGAUAAGAGUGUGGAUAACAAAUCUGACUACAUCUUUGGUAAGACCUUAGGUGCUGGUACUUUUGGUAUCGUGAGACAAGCAAGGAAACUAUCCACCAAUGAGGAUGUCGCCGUGAAAAUUUUGUUAAAGAAAGCAUUAAAAGGGAAUGAUGUGCAAUUAAAGAUGCUUUAUGAUGAAUUAGAGAUCCUUCAAAAAUUAGAUCAUCCCAAUAUUGUUCAUUUUAAGGACUGGUUCGAAACUUUAGAAAAGUUUUUCAUAGUUACACAACUUGCAACUGGUGGUGAAUUAUUUGACAGAAUCUUAAAGAAAGGGAAAUUUACUGAACAGGAUGCAGUUGAUAUUUUAGUCCAGAUAUUAAAGGCGGUAGAAUAUAUCCACUCUAAAAAUAUUAUCCAUAGAGAUUUAAAACCAGAAAAUUUACUUUAUGUAAAUAGUUCAGAUAAAUCUCCUUUGGUAAUUGCCGAUUUUGGUAUCGCAAAGGAAUUAAACACAGGAGACGAACUUGUGUUCAAAGCAGCAGGAUCACUAGGGUAUGUGGCACCAGAGGUGCUUACCACUGAUGGUCACGGUAAACCAUGUGAUAUCUGGUCUAUUGGUGUUAUAACUUAUACUUUACUAUGUGGUUAUUCACCUUUUGUUGCUGAAAGUGUAGAAGGAUUUUUAGAUGAAUGUACUUCUAGUGAUCAACCCAUCACCUUCCAUAAACCUUAUUGGGAUACUAUAUCUUCAAAGGCCAAAAACUUUAUAUUGAGAGCUCUGACUUUAGAUCCAGAAGGAAGACCUACAGCGACCGAAUUAUUACAAGACCCCUGGAUUAUCUGUACAGAAUGGGAAGAAAACAACUUAUUACCUGGUGUCAGAAGGGGCUUCGAUGCUAGGAAAAAAUUACGUGAAGCGAUCGAGAUUGUUAAGUUGAAUAAUAGAAUUAAUAAAUUGAAAAAUAUGUAUUGUACAGAUGAUGAGAGUGAUUUAGAAGAAAAUAGCGUCAAUUCAUCUAGUUCUUCAUUGGCUAGCUCAUUUAAAAACAUGAGUAUUAAAUCAGAGCAAUCUGGACAAGAAUUAACUGAGCAACAGAAACUACUAAAGGCUGCUAUCACAAGAGAUACCUUUGCUCAGUUAGUGAAAGCUGCGACUCAAAAUAAAGAGAGAAUAUUAAAAUAUGAUGAGGAGAGCCAAGCUUCAAGGGAAGGUUCCGAUGUUUCAUCUCAAGUCGAUGAUAAUUAA
Maudiozyma saulgeensis is the source of this 1239-nucleotide messenger RNA. The record is from the annotation of a GenBank genome assembly. NCBI's taxonomy places the organism in Eukaryota, Fungi, Ascomycota, Saccharomycetes, Saccharomycetales, Saccharomycetaceae.